CCUAUUGGUUGAAACCCAUAAUAAGAGACGUCAGCUUUCACUAAACAAAGAUAAACUUACCUUCGGAGCGUUGUUUCGACGAAGAUGGAGUGUCUUAUUGGUAAAUACGACCGUUGCGCCAGCUCCUGGAUUUUCGAUGUAGUUUUGGCUAGACUUGACUAGACUGUAACCUACUAGACAUAUACUCUGAUAAAUAUAUAUAUAUAUAUAUAUAUACUAAUAUGUUUGUUAUAUUUAGGCGAAUGAAAAUAAUGAUUAAUAAAUAUUUAAACAAGUGCGAUAGAGAGAGAAUUUAAAAUGUAUGUUGAAGAGUAAGAGUGACAGGCAAAUAUAUAUAUAUACAAACUUUUUAUACGUAUUUAUCAUGUGGAUAUUAUUUUUAAAUUUUCAAUAGAUGGCAGUGCGAUUUUUCUUUUGUUUUGUAUCUUAUCUUUUGGAGUAGAAUUUUAAUAAGUACUAAAUUUUAUGUGAGAGGUUAUUACUCACACGUGUUUUUGACUUUUUUUAAAUAUAAUUGUUGAUAAUUAGUUAAAAAAAAAAAUGCCGAAAGUUAAAACAGAGAAGAAAAGUCGGAUUCAUGAAAAAGUAGCAAGACAAGGUAUUUUAUUCAACACAAAUCUUGGUCAGCAUAUCCUGAAGAACCCUAAGAUAAUCGAGAGCAUGGUGGACAAGGCAGCAGUAAGACCAACGGACGUUGUAAUUGAAAUAGGACCCGGUACCGGUAACAUGACAAUGAAAUUACUUGAAAGGUGUAAAAAAGUAAUUGCUUACGAAGUCGACCCACGUAUGGUUGCUGAAUUACAAAAACGUGUCCAGGGUACUCCUUACAAAUCGAAAUUAUACAUAGAAAUUGGAGAUGUACUUAAGGCUGAUAAAUUACAUUAUUUUGACUUGUGUAUUGCUAAUGUACCUUAUCAAAUAUCAUCACCAUUGAUGACUAAAUUGUUACUCCACAGGCCAAUAUUUAGAUGUGCAGUUCUCAUGUUCCAAAAAGAGUUCGCUGACCGAUUAGUGGCCAAACCGGGUGAUAAUUUAUAUUGCCGUCUCAGUAUCAACACCCAAUUAUUAGCCCGAGUUGAUUUACUGUUAAAAGUUGGUAAAAAUAAUUUCCGCCCACCGCCAAAAGUUGAAUCUAGUGUUGUUAGAGUUGAACCACGUAAUCCACCUCCAGCAAUUAAUUUUAAAGAAUGGGACGGCUUAACGAGAAUAGCGUUUGGUAGGAAAAAUAAAACAUUGCUGGCGGCGUUCAAAACAACUUCGGUGAAAACUUUACUCAAUAAAAAUUACCAAAUUCAUUGCAGUCUUAAUAAUGAGACAAUACCAGAGGGAUUUGAUAUCACUGAAUUAAUUACAGAAGUAUUGACUACAAUGACAAGAAAAGGUGACAAAGUAGACCGUCUCGAAGGAAUGAGUAAAAAACGCGCACGAGAAUUGGAUGUUGAUGAUUUUAUAGAACUUUUGUAUACUUUUAAUAAAGUAGGAAUUCAUUUUGCGUGAUUGUAUACUUCCAAUAAAUUAUUUAUAUAAAAAUAA
Messenger RNA from Cotesia glomerata, 1533 nucleotides. Its product is annotated as probable dimethyladenosine transferase. NCBI's taxonomy places the organism in Eukaryota, Metazoa, Arthropoda, Insecta, Hymenoptera, Braconidae. Bases 541 to 1497 code for a protein of 318 amino acids. Gene Ontology annotation, molecular function: rRNA (adenine-N6,N6-)-dimethyltransferase activity. The transcript is spliced from 5 exons. Gene Ontology annotation, cellular component: mitochondrial matrix. The record is from RefSeq and is a predicted model, not a curated record. Gene Ontology annotation, biological process: rRNA methylation.